Messenger RNA from Ciona intestinalis (vase tunicate), 891 nucleotides. RefSeq lists its product as uncharacterized. The record is from RefSeq and is a predicted model, not a curated record. NCBI's taxonomy places the organism in Eukaryota, Metazoa, Chordata, Ascidiacea, Phlebobranchia, Cionidae.
AUGAAAAAUAAUGCUGAGAUCUGUUUUAUCAUGUUUACUCUGAUUUCUGUCUGCUACGCAAGUGAAUCUUCAUUCCCUGAAGGACAUCUUAAACCUUUUGGCUUUCACCGAUCCCCCACUGUGCUCUUGGACGAAUUUACGCUUGAAAAUGCUCCCAAACCGGCAGAGUUUUACGAAAAAUACUUCAAAAGGGUAAAGCCUGCGAUUUUUCGUGGCGGUUUAGUGAAUACUGAUGUAUUUAAGCACUGGACAAACGAUUAUCUGAAGGAACAUUACGGAGAAUUAGAAAUGAGAGUUUUAAGAUUGGAUGAAAAAAAGGAUGAUGGUAUGCUAGCACCGUUGGGGGAGAAGUAUUAUGGCCGGGAUACGAUCCGACAUUUUGUAGAUCACUUCCAAAGCGAGGAAUCCAACAGUUACAUGGUGUCUGAGCUACCAGCUCAAAUGUACAAAGAGUUUCCUGUCUUGCCUUCGAUUGGGGCGUGCGGAGAAUUCACGAGAAACUUUAUUGAAGUUGACAUUUGGUGGAACAAAGGUGGAAGCUCAAGCUUACUUCACGAGGAUUCGAAUGAUCAACUCAACUGUCAACUGAUUGGUAGCAAGCAAUGGAAGCUAGCAGAGCCACAAUACACGAAAUGGGUGUAUGAGCAAGAGGAAAACGGUAAGGACGCCGACGGUGGAGCUUCUUUGUUCGAUCCAAUGGCUGUGGAUUUGAUUAAAUAUCCGGAUAUUGUGAAAGUUCCAUGGACAAAUGUGACCCUGCACGCUGGGGAUUGUAUAUUUAUUCCGAAAAGUCACUAUCAUCAAGUAAACUCGUUUGGCAAUAACAGCUUAGCGGUUGUUAUACAAUUCGGUGUUGAUUCCAAAAAGAAUAAUAUGGAUGUUUCAGACUGA